Messenger RNA from Lytechinus variegatus (green sea urchin), 699 nucleotides. RefSeq names its product histamine N-methyltransferase A-like. Bases 1 to 699 code for a protein of 232 amino acids. The record is from RefSeq and is a predicted model, not a curated record. NCBI's taxonomy places the organism in Eukaryota, Metazoa, Echinodermata, Echinoidea, Temnopleuroida, Toxopneustidae. The transcript has 2 exons.
AUGGCCCUUCUAAAGCAACUUCAGCCCUACUUCCCUUCAAUACACCACACCGUUGUGGAGCCGUGUGAGGAAUUCGUUUCUCAUUACAAACUUCACUCCAUCCUUGAGAAUGUACAGUAUGACUGGCAGCUCAAGACAUUCCAGCAAUACAUGCAGGACCAGGAGUACACUUCCAAUAGUAGAAAAUUCGACUUCAUAAGUGCUGUCAAUUCUCUUUACUACACUGGCAAUUUGAAAGAGACUAUUCGGUUUCUCAUUGAUCGACUAACCGAAUCAGGCUAUCUUUUGGUAAUUGUCUGUUCAGAAAAGGGAGCCGGUUAUCGGAUCAUCGCUAAUUUUCCUGAGCUGCACCCAGCCUUCAAACCGAGUUAUUUCAUCUCUUCGAAGACAGUAUCUGAGGCCAUUGCUGAAAUGGGAGUAACGGCCAAAGUGAAUAGCCUGCGGACCAAUGUAGAUUUCUCAGGUGUGUUUGAUGAAAAUGAUGCUGAUGGCGAUGCUAUCUUGGACCUGUUUACGGGGAUAAUGGAUUACCGAAGAACAGCACCAGAAGCCCUGGUCGAACGUGUUCUUAAAUUCCUUAGACAAGAGAGUACUCCGGAUUCUGAAUCUGGCGAAAUUAAUUUUAUGGACCAUCCUGUGUGUGUAGAAUGGGACACUAUUUUAGUUGAGAAAUCAUACAAGCAAUAUUUGACGACCUAA